AUGCUGAUCACGUGGGGUUUGGUCCAGGACUUCCUCAAAUUGAGGAAAGCCGCUCCUGUUGGUGACUUGAUCGACAAGAUCAAUUCCUCGAUUGUUCCCGCGAUCAUCAGCCUUUUUUGUUUCAUGAUAUCCGCAAAGCAAUGGGUGGGCAGUCCAAUCCAAUGUUGGUUGCCGAAAGAGUUCGCUUCAUCGUGGAAUCAAUAUGCGGAGGACUAUUGUUUCAUUCAUGAGACAUACUAUGCACCAGUUGAUGACCGCACAAAGAUCAGUCCCGAGCACAAGAGGGAGAACUCGGCCGGCUACUAUCAAUGGGUUCCAAUCUUCUUGAUCCUUUCCGCUCUUGGAUUCUAUCUUCCAUUCGUCUGCUAUCAACGCCUUCUCCGCAAGAAAGCUGGAUUGGAUGUACAGAAAUGGGUGGAGGAGUCGAUCGAGUUGAAAAAUGCGAAAUUGAAGGAUCGAGAUCAGCACGUGAAGGCUCUUGCCAACGAAUACCACAAACAACUUCAAGCGAAAAGUGUCAAGAACAGGACACUCGAUGCCGUCACCGCCUACUUGAUCUUGAAAGUUGUGUUCUGCUUGAAUCUCAUCGUCCAAAUCUACCAGAUGAAUGUCUUCUUAGGACACGACACUUUGUGGGCUGUUUGGUCUCUCUUCGGGAUGUAUGAAGGAAAGGAUUGGACCUAUCAAGGAUUCUUCCCGCGAGUCACUUUCUGUGAUUUCCGAAUCCGCGACCUUGGAAACAUCCGUCCGUACUCGGUGCAGUGUGUAUUGAUGAUCAACAUGUUCAACGAGAAAGUCUAUCUCUUCUUGUGGAGUCUCUACGUGAUCCUCUUUGUCGCCACCGCUGCCAACCUUUUCUUGACCGUUUUCAAUCAUUUCACCCCGGCCACAACCACCAACUACCUCAGGGGAAUGUUGGAGGAUUCAGACCCACAGAAGAUGACGGUGACUCUUGAUGAUGAUGAAGAUAGGGACAUGGAGGAGAAGAAGAUCCCGAAUGGAAAACAAGUUGAGAAAAAAGCUGCCGAGCAAGAUCCAAGAGUGCUCUUCACUGAUGAAAACAUCGAUGACUACUGCAAAUAUUUGGGAAGAGAGGGCGUCUUGGCCAUUCGUUUGAUUGAGGCUCACAGUGAUCGCCGUCUUUGCACUCUUCUCAAUCGCGCUCUCUUCAACAAGAUGAUCGAUGAGGUGCCCAGAAAAAGGAAGAAUGAGACAAAGGACGAGAAGAGAGAUUUUCCGGACAAUCCAAGAUAUCAGCUCUUCCCAGUCAGUGCCGAGAAAAAAAUUGGGGAUAUGGUG
Molecule: messenger RNA, 1299 nt
Organism: Mesorhabditis belari
Lineage: Eukaryota; Metazoa; Nematoda; Chromadorea; Rhabditida; Rhabditidae
Source: the annotation of a GenBank genome assembly